Messenger RNA from Drosophila hydei, 3324 nucleotides. It is a transcript of the gene IntS4, whose product is annotated as integrator complex subunit 4. Bases 127 to 3141 code for a protein of 1004 amino acids. Lineage: Eukaryota; Metazoa; Arthropoda; Insecta; Diptera; Drosophilidae. The transcript has 2 exons. Gene Ontology annotation, cellular component: integrator complex. Gene Ontology annotation, biological process: snRNA processing. The record is from RefSeq and is a predicted model, not a curated record.
UUGGUGUAUCGAUGCAUAUCUCAUCUUUAAUUGCACACAAAUCUGUUAAAAUACGUUUGUGCCGAAGAAAUAACAAAAUAAACAAGAACCAUAGAACUUUGGCAAGGCGCAGGCAUUACUACAAACAUGGCGCUAGCCAUUAAGAAACCCCAAUCGUUCAUUGAGACAAUAGUUGGCAUUCCGCCGUUAAAAAAGCUACGUCUGCAGGCAUCGGCGCCGCCAGCAAGCAAAGCGAAAACAAAACCCGAACGGAAACUUCAAGUAUUAGGACUGCUCGAUCCCUAUCUACCAGCCAGUAAUAAUGGCAACAGCAUCAUUGUGCCCGGCAUAGGUACUGUGCCAGCUGCAAGCAUUGGUCCCUGCACUAUCAGCCAGACCAAAGAGCUGCUGGAAGUGCUUGUCAAGAUAACGGAUGAGAUUGUCUACGAGAAUGUGCAGAUAGCAGAGUUGAAAGAGACGGCCACAAAAAUAUUUCAGCUAUAUCAGGCGCAGGAGCGAGACAGCGACACCUCAGUGCGGGUGAAAUUGCUCGAGCUCCUUUCGGGCCUGGGCUGCGAAUGUGGAACGGAGGAGGGCAUCACUCUAAUAAUCGAUUACUUCAUUUACCUGCUGCGCAAAGAGACCUCACAAAAAGUACUCGCCCAGGGUAUGAUGUGCCUGUUCCGCAUUGGCCAGCAGCGCCGUCAAAUGGUGCCACUGGCAUACAACACACAGGUGGCCCAUCUGGCCAAGGAGUUGCUGCGCAGUGGAUCUACGCAUACGCAAAAGAAUGCAAUGCUGGUGAUAGGACGAUUUGCCACCUGCCACGAGAGCGAGCGCCAGUAUGUCUGGAAGUUAGCUUUCUACAUUGAUUCACAGGAUUCGGGUGUGCGUGCGCAGGCGCUGCAUGCCCUGCUAACGCUUGGCGAGCGAGGCUCCCAUCUGCCGCCUAUAUUGUACAAGCGCGCCGUCGAAGCCAUGAAGGAUGAUUACGAGUGCGUGCGCAAGGAGGCGCUGCGCUUGGUACACAUGCUCGGCAAUCGUCACCCCGACUAUAUUAUCAAUGUGGAACGCCAUCACGAGGAUAUACGCAUGAUCGAUGCAGCCUUCAGCAAGGUGUGCGAGGCACUCUGUGAUCUCUCGCUGCAGAUACGCGUCUUGGCCGCCGAGCUGCUCGGUAGCAUGACCCACGUCAGCAGUGAGUUUCUGCACCAGACCCUGGAUAAAAAGCUGAUGAGCAAUCUGCGCCGCAAACGCAAUGCCCACGAGCGUGGGGCUCAUUUGGUCACUAGCGGUGAAUGGUCUUCGGGCAAGCGUUGGGCGGACGAUGCCCCGCAAGAGCAUCUGGAUGCGCGCAGCAUAUCCCUGAUUGCCAGCGGCGCCUGUGGAGCGCUCGUACACGGCCUGGAGGAUGAAUUCUUGGAGGUGCGCACCGCUGCGGUUGGUUCCAUGUGCAAGCUGGCCAUGUCGCGCCCGGAGUUCGCAGUGACCAGCUUAGACUUCCUCGUCGACAUGUUUAACGAUGAGAUCGAAGAUGUACGCCUUAAGGCCAUAUACAGUUUGACGGCCAUUGCACGGCACAUAGUGCUGCGAGAGGACCAGCUGGAGAUUAUGCUCGGGUCUCUAGAGGAUUACUCCGUAGAUGUGCGCGAGGGCUUGCACCUUAUGCUCGGCGCUUGCCGCGUUUCCACACAGACCUGCCUGCUGAUGGUUGUACAAAAACUGCUCGAUGUGCUGGCCAAAUAUCCACAGGAUCGCCACUCGACGUACGCUUGCAUGCGGAAAAUUGGCCAGAAGCAUCCGCACUUGGUGAUGGCCGUCACUGGGCAUCUGCUCUACGUGCACCCAUUCUUCGAGACGCCCGAACGCGAUGUCGAAGAUCCCGCCUACCUUUGCGUUCUCAUCCUGGUAUUCAACGCCGCCGAGCACCUGGUACCCAUCAUUAGCCUCUUGCCCACGGCCACGCAUCGACACUAUGCAUACCUACGCGACUCAAUGCCCAAGCUAGUGCCUCAGCUGCCCAUCGAGGGCGCCUCCUCAGCGUCCACAACGAAACGUGUUGAAGAUGCCCUUCAAGCCGUCGGCAGUUCAGCUGAAUAUCUCCAAAUGAUUCUCAACCACAUAGGCGAAGUAUUCACGAUGACUGACGAUCGAAUUGAGCUGCUUAAAACGGCACAAUCGAAUCUUCAACGCCUGGGCGCCAUCGACUCGGAUAUGUAUGGCACAUCCAAUUUCCUGGAGACAUUUCUCUCGGCGCAAAUACAGAUCGAGCAGAUGCAACGAUGUGCCAGCACGCAACGCAGCCGUGUGCCGCUCAAGGAAUCGCUGGCAGAGCUGAUACGCAACUGUCUGAAGCUCCAGCAUACAUUCUCUGGGCUUAACUACGGCGACAUUCUGCAGGUGAAGCAGCUGAGAUUGCGAGCCAGUGCACUCCAUCUGGUGCUGGUGGUACGAGAUAGAUCGCAAAGCGCGCUCGGACCCUGUCAGAUGCUGUUGCAGACGGCAGGAGACAUAAGCGCCUUUAUGCGAACCCGCAGUAAAAACACCUCAUUUACGGAGCAGAAGGAUGUUGAGAUGGACCCAAAACUGAAGCUGAAGUCGCAGUUGGGGCAGCCGGAGCCGGACAGUUUUACUCGAUCGCUGCUGUCCAAGUUGGAUGCGAUUACCGAUCCAAAGCCGGGACGCGUGUUCCGAGAGAUAUUGCCACUGGUGCAGCAUGCGCCGCCAUUAGCUCUGCCGCCGGCCAAUGAGAAGAUUCGACGUUGCAUGGCUAACAUAUUGGAACCGUGUCCGGUGCAGUCGCAGGACAACGUGAUCAAGGUGACAGCCGGCUUGAUUGCAGCCGUGCCGUUCGUGGCCGAGAUUGAUAAUCUGUUGGAGUCCCAGAAAGCGGACAUGCGCAUCAAGAUCAAGUAUCCGGACCAGCACAUGCACACCGUAGUGCCUAAGAUGACAGACUUCAAGCCCAUCAUGACGGAGCAAGGCGAGCACGAGACGAAUGUGCGGUUGCGCACGACGAUCCUACUCUCGCACAGUGUCUGGACGGAAGCCUCAUUGGUGGAAAUACAACUGUGCCUUGCUGUACGACCUGGCAGCGAACUGGAGCUCUGUAAACCCGCCAAGGUACUCUUUGCGCCCAAACCAGUGCGGCGGGGAAUUUAGCCAUCUGAUGAAGUCAGCAAGCGGUCAAGGAGAAACGGUGCGAAUCGUCGUGGCGGCGCUACACGCGUCAAUUGACAAAGUGUAAAUUUAUACAUAUUUAAGCAAACACGGGUAUCUUAUAUGUUAAUGUUAAUCAUAUAAAUUACGUACAAAUGUUUAACUAAAAAUAAAAAGUCGCCUUAC